Messenger RNA from Penicillium expansum, 1449 nucleotides. Its product is annotated as putative MFS phospholipid transporter (Git1). NCBI's taxonomy places the organism in Eukaryota, Fungi, Ascomycota, Eurotiomycetes, Eurotiales, Aspergillaceae. Gene Ontology annotation, biological process: carboxylic acid transport; transmembrane transport. The record is from RefSeq and is a predicted model, not a curated record. Gene Ontology annotation, cellular component: plasma membrane. The transcript has 6 exons. Bases 1 to 1449 code for a protein of 482 amino acids. Gene Ontology annotation, molecular function: carboxylic acid transmembrane transporter activity.
AUGGCCGCGCCUCUGUCCUACUCCAAGGAAAUGUCUGAGAAGAGCGCCAGUCCCCUCGAGGAGCAGCCUCUUGACGACAUAAAGAAGGGUCGCUGGGAACGUAGUUGGCCCACUAUUGCCUGUGGUGCUGGUCUCUUCUCUGAUGGCUACUUGAACCAGAUCAUUGGUCCUGUCGGUACCAUGCUGACACAGAUCUACGGAGAUGCAUACACCAACUCGACGGCCCAACAAAAUGUCUCUUCGAUUGUUUUUGCCGGCACGGUGGUGGGUAUGUUGAUAUUUGGAUACACUAGUGAUCACUGGUCACGCAAGUGGUCCUUGAUGAUCUCCACCGUAAUCCUGUUUGUCUUUGCAGCUCUUGGUGCUGGCUCUUAUGGAGCUGGCGGCAGCCUGGGCGGCAUGCUUGCUGCUUUGACGGCUUAUCGUUUCUUCUUGGGAAUUGGUAUUGGUGGAGAAUACCCUGCUGGGUCAGUCGGCGCCGCAGAGAAUACCGGAGAGCUCAAGAAAGGACACCGCAAUCGCUGGUUUAUCAUGUUCACCAACUUCCAGAUUGAUUUCGGUUUCGUGGUUGCUGCUCUGGUGGCUAUGAUCCUCGUCCUAAUCUUCACCGAGAACCACCUGCACGCUUGCUGGCGUGUGGCUCUGGGGCUGGGAGUUAUUCCCCCUCUGAGUCUGAUGUACCUCCGACUGAAGAUGGAUGAGCCUGAGGAGUUCAACCGGGAGCGCAUGCACAAGUUCCCGAUCUGGCUCAUUAUCAAAUUCUAUUGGAAGCGCUUGGCUGUUGUUUCUACCAUCUGGUUCCUUUACGACUUCUCUGCCUACAGCUUCGGUAUUUACUCUUCGGCCUGGCUAAAGAUCAUCCUAGGCGACACGGCUCCCUUGUGGAAGAGCUUCGGUUGGACUACCGUGAUCAAUUCUUUCUACAUUCCAGGUUCUGCCCUUGGAGCCUUCAUGAGUGACUGGAUUGGCCCUCGCUACACCCUUGCCAUUGGUGUUGGACUCCAAGGUAUCAUUGGAUUCAUCAUGGCCGGAUGCUACAAGUGGCUUGCUACCCCAGAAAACGUGGCAGCCUUUGUUGUCGUAUUCGGAAUCUUCUCUGCACUCGGUGAAAUGGGACCCGGCGACAACAUCGGUCUCUGCGCCGCCAAGACCAGCGCGACCGCUAUCCGUGGCCAGUACUACUCAUAUGCUGCCGCUAUCGGGAAGAUCGGGGCCUUCGUGGGCACCUACGUGAUUCCAAUUGUCCAAAAGAACGCGCCGAACCCGACCCGCGCAGGCCAGGACCCGUUCUUCGUCUCCAGCUCAUUGUGUAUCUUGGCCGCAUUCCUGGCCAUCUUCAUGAUGCCAAACAUUGACCAGGACACCAUUACUCUCGAGGAUGCCAGGUUCCGCGACUACCUUGAGGCCAAUGGCUACGAUACCACCGACAUGGGCACCCAUAACCGCUAA